AUGUCUACACUCGUAAUUGAUCACUCAUUGGACUACGAGGACCAGUCCGGCCAACUCAUCGCCGGCGCAGUUGCUUUUGGGAUCGUCUCAACUCUGAUAGUCGGCCUGCGACUGUACACUCGUCAAUUCAUUCUUCGUACUAUUGGCCCUGAUGAUGCGCUGAUCGCUGUUGCCCAAACUCUUGCAAUUGCCGUCUCAGUCUUGUCAGUGAUUGGUAGGACCAUCCAAACUCCCCAGAACCAGUUGAAGAAUGGACGAACAAGUACUGAUAUUUGGAUCAUUAUAGAGGCAAAAAACGGUCUAGGUCGCCAUGUCUGGACUUUACCUGUUGACGGGGAGCUGACCCAGGUCAAGAUCCUCUAUUCUGUCAUUGUAUUUUACAACACGGGGAUGAACAUCGUGAAACUAUCGUUUCUAUUUUUCUACCGGCGCAUCUUUCAGGAUGGGCUUGUUAGGAAAAUCUGCCUCGCAUUCAUCUACUUCACCAUAGUUUUCACCAUAGCGCAGCUUCUUACCUUGUUGCUGUCCUGCUUUCCCUUGGCGGUCAUUGUACCCUCCGUGAAGACCAGAUGCCUGGACACGUUGCCAGUCUGGUAUGCAUCGGCAGCCAUCGCAACCGUUCUCGACUUUUCGAUCUUCCUAAUACCGGUGCCAUCCGUCAUCAAGCUCAACCUAGUGAUAAAGCAAAAAGUGGCACUAUUCUUUGUCUUCUGCCUCGGAUUCUUUACAUGUGUUGUCUCGGUGAUCCGAAUAUUUACGCUACAUCGAGCUAUCGUCACAUCAGACCCGACCUGGGACGGGGCAGAAGCCGCAACGUGGACCAUUAUCGAAUUCAACUGCGGUAUCCUCGCCUCGUCGCUCCCGACCCUACGACCAUUAUUCCGGCGCUUCCUCCCGGGCACCUCGCAGGACCGGAGUGCCAAUCCGGCCUACGAAAUGUAUAGCCGUAGCGGAAGGUCCAAACUACGAUCAACCAACCGAUCAGAGCCAUUCAGAGAGCCGCACCCCCAAACCACCAGCCACCUGGGCAGGAGCGAAAGCAUGGAACAUCUCAAGGAUGACGUGGCAGCCUUGGGUUUUCCAGACAGUGAGGACCGCACUGGCACUAUUACUGUGGCGGCCUAUGGUGUGGGCGACACUGCCAGGUCGACGAAACCGGGAGGGGAUUCGGAGACGAAGGGGUACAAGGGCAUUCAGGUCACCAGAGAGAUGCUUGUGACUGUGGAGAAGGGCCAAGAUCAGGGAAAGAAGCCGUGGAACGUGUAA
Messenger RNA from Neoarthrinium moseri, 1266 nucleotides. RefSeq lists its product as uncharacterized. The transcript is spliced from 4 exons. The record is from RefSeq and is a predicted model, not a curated record. Bases 1 to 1266 code for a protein of 421 amino acids. NCBI's taxonomy places the organism in Eukaryota, Fungi, Ascomycota, Sordariomycetes, Amphisphaeriales, Apiosporaceae.